Chanos chanos (milkfish) is the source of this 2409-nucleotide messenger RNA. RefSeq names its product protocadherin gamma-A11-like. Lineage: Eukaryota; Metazoa; Chordata; Actinopteri; Gonorynchiformes; Chanidae. The record is from RefSeq and is a predicted model, not a curated record. The transcript is spliced from 2 exons. Gene Ontology annotation, cellular component: plasma membrane. Gene Ontology annotation, biological process: homophilic cell-cell adhesion. The coding region runs from base 1 to 2409 and encodes 802 amino acids. Gene Ontology annotation, molecular function: calcium ion binding.
AUGAAAAGGAAAAAUUCGUUUCAGACAUGGCUAUUGUUCACGGCUUUAGCGCUUACAUUUUCGGUUCAGUCGACUGCCGGACAGAUUCGCUACUCCAUACCUGAGGAGACGGCAAUAGGAUCGUUUAUUGGAAAUAUUGCCGUGGACCUUAGCCUUGAUCCUGAGCGACUCUUGUGGGGGAGAGCACGAGUUUUCACCGCGGGUGGCACUGAAUAUGUGGGACUAGAUAAGGAGAAAGGACAUUUGGUCGUGAAAGAGGUAAUAGACCGAGAGCAGCUAUGUGGGGAAGUGUCCGUUUGUAGCAUCAGCUUUGAGGUGAUCCUGGAAAACCCAAUGGAGCUUUAUCGUGUUACUGUGGAUAUACUCGAUAUCAACGACAACAGCCCAGUAUUUCCAAGGGGUGAAAUACAACAAGAGAUCAGUGAGUUAGCCAUUCCCGGAGCACGUUUUUCAUUAGAAAGCGCAAUAGAUCCAGACGUGGGCGUAAAUACUCUUCAGAAAUAUGUUUUACAUCCCACUGAUCAUUUUAAUCUAAAUGUACAGAGUCGCGUUGACGGCAGCAAAAGUGUUGAAAUGGUUCUUAAAAUUCCUCUUGACAGAGAAAAGAAAACGCAUCAUUAUUUAACACUAACUGCUCUCGACGGUGGAAACCCUCAAAGGACGGGCACUGUAAAAAUCCACGUUGUGGUUCUCGAUGCCAACGAUAAUGCACCCGUAUUCAGUCACAGUGUGUAUAAAGCGUCGGUGACUGAAAAUGCAGUUAAAGGGACAAUUGUGGCGAUAGUUAGUGCAACCGAUGCAGAUGACUCUAGCCACCACAUCGAGUAUUAUUUUGAUCAUGCAACUGCUAGCGUCACAUCUCUUUUCUCGAUAGAUUCAGUCACGGGAGAGGUUAGAGUCAAAGGAGACGUAGAUUAUGAGAAGAAUAAACAAUUAAGGAUAAAAGUGAAAGCUAAAGAUCAUGGUGGCUUAACAGAUUCAUCUGAGCUCAUUAUUGAUGUUAUUGAUGUGAACGAUAACAAACCGAAAAUAACAAUUAUGUCGUUUUCGAGCGCUGUACCCGAGGACGCAGCUCUUGGCACAAUAGUCGCAAUGAUAAAUGUGAAAGACUUGGACUCUGACGAGAAUGGUAGAAUCAGUUGUUCUAUAGAUCCGGACCUUCCAUUCAAAAUAGAAUCAUCAUUGCCUAACAACUACAAUCUCGUAACGGAUUCAGCGUUAGACAGAGAACAGACACAAGAUUAUAAUAUAACAAUAACUGCAGCUGAUGGAGGCACUCCGUCACUUUCAAGUACAGAGCUUUUAACCUUAAAAAUAUCAGAUGUCAACGAUCAUGCACCACAGUUUCAACAGCAAACUUACAAUGCAUAUAUCCUGGAGAACAAUUCCCCGUCUGUGUCAAUCUUUUCCGUUAAAGCUGCGGAUAAUGACUGGGGACCCAAUGCUAGAGUAUCUUAUUUCAUUGCAGAUGGAGAUUUAAAUGGAGAUUCUCUGACAUCAUAUGUCUCUAUAAAUUCAGAUAGUGGAGUCAUUUAUGCUGUGAAGUCGUUUGAUUUUGAACAACUAAAAUCAUUCAAAAUACAAGUGAAAGCUCAAGAUGGGGGUUCACCACCUCUAAGCAGCAAUACAACACUGAACAUUUUCAUCCAAGACCAGAACGACAAUGCACCUCAGAUUCUAUACCCUGUGCAGACAAGCAGCUCAGUGGUAGCUGAAAUGGUGCCUCGUUCAGCAGAUGUUGGCUACCUUGUCACUAAAGUUGUGGCUGUUGAUGUGGACUCUGGACAGAAUGCCUGGCUCUCCUAUAAACUACAGAAAGCCACAGACAGGGCUCUGUUUGAAGUUGGAGCACAGAAUGGAGAAAUCAGAACAGUGCGUCAGGUCACUGAUAAAGAUGCUGUGAAACACAGACUCACUGUUGUGGUGGAAGAUAAUGGACAACCCUCUCGUUCAGCUACAGUCAUUGUCAAUGUUGCUGUGGCCGACAGUUUCCCUGAGGUCAUUUCAGAGUUCACCAACUUUAACCAUGACACAACAUACAGUGACAAUCUGACUUUUUAUUUAAUUUUGGCUCUGGCUGUGGUUUCAGUACUCUUCAUUUUCUCACUAAUUGCCAUCAUUUCAGUCAAAAUCUAUAGGUGGAGGCAGAACAGGUUAUUUUAUAAAUCUGCACCAAAUCUACCAGUGAUUCCAUAUUACCCUCCAGUCUACGCCGAUGGUACUUUACAGCGCGUGUAUAAUUAUGAGAUGUGUGGAACAACUGAUUCCAGGAUGAGUGACAUCAAGUUUGUCAGGCCUUACAGUCAGAACACACUGGUGAAUAUGAGUCGUGCAGGAACUGUACAGAGAGAAAAGAAAGAACAGGAGGAGGACGUUGACCAUUCCUUAGAGGUGAGACACUUGGCCUGA